Messenger RNA from Anopheles gambiae (African malaria mosquito), 1710 nucleotides. RefSeq names its product CD63 antigen. The record is from RefSeq and is a predicted model, not a curated record. The coding region runs from base 591 to 1415 and encodes 274 amino acids. The transcript is spliced from 6 exons. Gene Ontology annotation, cellular component: membrane. NCBI's taxonomy places the organism in Eukaryota, Metazoa, Arthropoda, Insecta, Diptera, Culicidae.
GAUCACUUCCACCGACCGUGGCUACGCAAACUGGCAUUCCAUUUGGGCGUACGUUUACCCAGAUUUUCUUACCGCACGAGUCAUCUCCUCCAUUAUUUGCAUUGUCAGCUGAACGUGCUGUGAAUGUGUUUUACUGCUUGCACCAGCUAUUUCUAUGAUGACAUAGGAAUGCUUUUGGAAUGAAGCGGCGCAUCAUCAUAGCGUAAGUAGCGCAAGUAGAUCAUCAGAACAGUUGCCAUGGGCAAGGGAAUACAUACUAGAUCAUACCAUGCAUCGAUCAAAGCAGAACAGCAUAGCACCAUUGCAAUCCAGUGUCUCUACAACAAUAGCUCAGCAACGAACAAUUCCAGUGGAGAGACCCGGCAAAACGUGCUAUAUGGCAUAACGAUCAAACGAAAAACAAACAAUUUGAACCCUUCUGCUCGGCGCGGUGUUGAGGAAAACGUCCGGGAAAGAUGUGGUAACCACCGGUGUGUUCUUAUCAGCCCUACUCGCCCUGAGUCUGAUUGUACGCCUGUGUGGGCUUGAUGUGUACAUCAUUCACUUCGCAGUGCAGUGAAAUCCCAGUCGAAGACGCGUAGCUAAUCGCCAUGAAGGAGCAAACCCCAACGCGAGGAUGGUCCAAAAAAUGGAUCAAAAUUUUCUUCUGCAUGAUCUGCACGAUGCUUUGCUACUUGGGCGUACUGGUGCUAACCAUCGGCACGGUCGCCCGAAUGCAGUAUGAACUGCUGGAUGUUCUGAUGGACAUUCGGAUGUAUCGUUUGAUCCUGUUUCUGCUGCUGGUCGGAGCGUUGUGUCUGGUGCUAGCAUUUAUAGGAUUCCUCGGGACCUGGAGAGAAAAUCGGCCACUCUUGUAUACGUUCUGCUCCCUUUUGGUUGUGUUUUCAUUGAUGGAGUGCACGGUUGCAUUCAUCGGGUACACCCAGCGCGAUCGCAUGGAAACGGAAAUGGAAUCGAACCUGUGGCUUUCGGUUAAUCAGUAUCCCGUUGAUGUUACUUGGCAACCGUACGUCGAUUCGUAUCAAAUGCAGUUAAAAUGUUGUGGCGUCCAUAACUAUACCGAUUGGCUGAUGGCGAUGCCACCGGACGAUAUCACCGAGGAUGAUAAAGAUCUGAUAGCGCAGCUUGUCCCACUUUCCUGCUGCGAUCUUGCAGAUACUGCGCAGUGCACAAUCUACGACGCCGGCUGCCACAGCAAAGUGUACGAAAUAUUCUACGAAACGGGCAAUACGGUGAUAACAAACACGCUUGGAGCGGUGAUAUUGCAGCUAUUGGGAGCAGCGUUCGCCUUUUUCUUGGUACGCAAGCUGCGACUAUUUACGCAAUCCGACGAGGGCUUUUUCCACGCUGAAAAGCCGAACCCAUUCGCAUAUUCCAAAUUGGUCAACAUUGCGAUAUCGACGGAAAAGAUGUAACCCAUCCAGUGGUUCCGUAUCCAUCCCGCUGUCUUACAUUUUUAGUCAGCUUUAGCGGGCCUUGGAUUCUCCCCUCCAUCAAGCAAAUCGGCCAAGCGGGAAAAAGUACUGCAGCGUGUUUAUCAGUUUGUGCAGAUAGAUAAGACUGAUAUGAUAACACAAUUUAGUCAUUUACCAAUACAUAUGUACCGGCGCUAGGCGUGGCAAGCUGAGGAAUGUCGUUCGGGCAGCGGUUUAAAGCAGCUUUUAGUGGAAUAAUAAAAUAGAAAUUAAACAGUUACUUAAAAUUUAAAAA